AUGGCGCCAAGAAGUGAGACAGUAACACAGAUAGAACCCGUCAUUUCAGCAGAAAAGAAGUCUUCCGAAAGUACUCAAAAACGCCCAGCACCGCAAAUCGUCUGGAAGAAUGUUUAUUUCAUGGUGGUACUACAUCUGCUGGCAUUAUACGGCAUUUAUCUUCUACCCAGUGCAAAUCCGCGGACUUGGUUAUGGACUUGGUUGUGUCAUUUCCUUGGAGGGCUCGGUGUAACUUGUGGAGUACAUAGACUUUGGUCUCACCGAUCUUACAAGGCUACGUGGCCUCUACGACUCGCGCUCAUGUUCAUGAAUUGUGUCGCCGGGCAAAAUGACAUUUUUGAGUGGGCGAGAGACCAUCGGGUUCAUCACAAGUGUUCUGAAACCGACGGAGACCCGCACAACGCGAAAAGAGGAUUUGUUUUCGCGCAUAUUGGAUGGUUGAUGGUCAAAAAGCACCCAGAUGUGAUAAAGAAAGGGCAGCAGUUGGAUCUUAGCGAUUUGUAUGAAGACAAAAUCGUUAUGUUUCAGAGGAGGUAGUAAGACCAAUAUUUAAAUGUGUUUUAAGAGCUUAAUUAUUUAUGCUGUUAGUAUAUCCACCUGCUGUUGAUAACAACUACCACCCUUCUCCCUGCAAGGUUAAAAAUAUAAUUGGCAGAAGAACAAGAGCAUGAGGAAAACUAAGGGGAGCUUUAAGUGUUUCUAUGCACUAUUAUAUUAUAAAUGCUAUUACGUUACAUAAACUUUUUCACUGUUGUGUAAAAGUACCCCUCCUCAUGUCUAGGAGCAGAUAGUGACAUUUAAGGGGCUGGUCAUUUAUUACCUGUUGGGGGGGUGGGUGGGGGGCAUUUGUGAGAAAACUUAGAAGAUUUUCAAACCGACCCCCAAUUUAUCCUAACUUUUUAAAAAUGACCCCCCAUAAAUUUUAAAUAAUGUGAAAGUGACCGCCCAUUAGACUGCGGUGGAAACUACAAAUAUUCUGUUACAAAAUCAUGCCAAAGUUCACCACAUACUAUAGAGCGGUGUUUACUACUUACUGCUGCUGCAUUCAGUUUCAAUUCAUGCUUGUUACUGCUUUGAGCUACUUUCAUGAAAUUGAUUGUGACCCCCAGGUAAUACUCCCUUAUCAGAAAAUGACCUGCCCCUAACUAAAAAAACAAUCAAGAUUUUGAAAAUGAGCCCCCAGCAAAAUAGCCGGCCCCACCUCACAGGUAAAAAGUGACCAGCCCCUGAAGGUUUAUGUUGGUGUUGAUUUAACAUGAGGCUUUUGUUGCUGCUUCAGAUAGUUAAGUUGAAAGGAGUACCAAAAAAAGUCCUAACAAAUAACUUAAAGGAAGAUUGUUAGAUUUACUAAAUGUUUUUCUUUACCUUAUUCCAGG
This is a messenger RNA of Porites lobata, 1376 nucleotides long. The record is from the annotation of a GenBank genome assembly. NCBI's taxonomy places the organism in Eukaryota, Metazoa, Cnidaria, Anthozoa, Scleractinia, Poritidae.